Messenger RNA from Paecilomyces variotii, 963 nucleotides. RefSeq lists its product as hypothetical. Gene Ontology annotation, molecular function: isomerase activity. The transcript is spliced from 3 exons. NCBI's taxonomy places the organism in Eukaryota, Fungi, Ascomycota, Eurotiomycetes, Eurotiales, Thermoascaceae. Gene Ontology annotation, cellular component: cytoplasm. Gene Ontology annotation, biological process: biosynthetic process. The record is from RefSeq and is a predicted model, not a curated record. The coding region runs from base 1 to 963 and encodes 320 amino acids.
AUGGCUUCCGGACCAUUCACUUUUGUGACCGCCGAUGUUUUUACCUCAGAGAAAUAUCGUGGUCACCAGCUAGCUAUUGUAAGCACCAGGAAUGACGCCCUACCGCGGGAAAGAAAACAGCAAAUCGCAAGGGAGUUCAAUCUAGCGGAGACGGCCUUCCUGCAUGAUACAGAACCGGGUGCCUCGCGAAGGUUGGAUAUCUACAGUCGGAACGAAGAACUGAGUUUCGACGGUCAGGCGGUGAUCGGGGCCGCCCAUUACAUCUUUCGGGAAUUGGAUCAUGAACACCACAUUGCCAACGAGGAAGGGCCUUGGACCUCGACGUUACUAACGAAAGCGGGUCGCAUUCCGAUUUUUUUCGACCCUCGUCGACAGGUUGCAGCAGCAGAGGUGCCGCAUGGUGUCCACAUCCAUCAAAGGGAGACACCGUCAGACAACGUUCUGGCGGUCCAACCAAACCUUCGGAAAAACAGAGAUGUCGCCGAAAUGGAAGGUUCCUUUCCGCUGGUUUCGUUUGUCAAGGGCCUGGCUUUCACCCUCGUCGACUUCACAAACAAGCCCUCUUUACUGAAGAGCUUGAAGGUGGGCGACGCGCCGGAGGCCUACCUGGAUGAUGGUUGGGGAUCCUCAUAUCGCGGCUGUGUCUAUUACGUGCAGCUUGACCCCGAUUCAAGAGAAGAGCCUCACAUCAACCGAAUACGCGUUCGAAUGAUUGCAGAUGGUGCUGAAGAUCCAGCAUCCGGUGCUGCGUGUAGCACUAUCGCCUGUUAUAUGGCUCUGCACAAGGGCGGCAAAGGAUCCAGACACAUCUUUGCUUUCGAACAAGGCGUCGAAAUGGGCCGACCAAGCCAGAUCUGCGUUGAAGUUGUACUGAAUGAGAACGGAGACAAAGUAGCGUCUGUGACACUAUCCGGAAAAGCAGUCUUUGUUACCGAGGGCAAAUUACUUCGAUCAAUCUUGUAG